Hemicordylus capensis (graceful crag lizard) is the source of this 1481-nucleotide messenger RNA. It is a transcript of the gene ILF2, whose product is annotated as interleukin enhancer binding factor 2. Bases 149 to 1321 code for a protein of 390 amino acids. The record is from RefSeq and is a predicted model, not a curated record. Lineage: Eukaryota; Metazoa; Chordata; Lepidosauria; Squamata; Cordylidae. The transcript is spliced from 15 exons.
CAGCCAAUAGCGGCGGCGCUUGCUGCUUGCGGGAGCCAAUAGCGGCGAGGUUUGUUGCUGGGUGAGCCGAGCAGGCCGGGUGGCUUUUCUUUCAUUCGUCGCCGUGAUCUUCUCCCUUGUUUAGCGACAGUUAUUGUCUGGCGGAGCCAUGAGGGGCGACAGAGGCCGUGGUCGUGGUGGGCGCUUUGGAUCUCGGGGAGGACCUGGCAGUGGGUUCCGGCCCUUUGUGCCACACAUCCCAUUUGAUUUCUAUGUGUGCGAGAUGGCUUUCCCACGGGUGAAGCCGGCCCCGGACGAGACUACCUUCAGUGAAGCCUUGCUGAAAAGAAACCAGGACCUUGCUCCAACCUCUGCAGAACAGGCUUCGAUUCUCUCCUUGGUGACCAAGAUCAACAAUGUGAUUGAUAACUUGAUUGUCGCGCCAGGAACCUUUGAAGUGCAAAUUGAGGAGGUGCGCCAGGUGGGGUCCUACAAAAAAGGCACCAUGAUGACUGGGCACAACGUGGCUGACCUUGUCGUGAUCCUGAAAAUCUUGCCCACACUGGAAGCUGUCGCUGCCUUGGGGAACAAGGUGGUGGAGAGCCUGAGAACACAGGAUCCGAGCGAAGUACUGACCAUGCUGACCAACGAGACGGGCUUUGAAAUCAGCUCUGCAGAUGCAACGGUCAAGAUCCUGAUCACCACUGUACCUCCCAACCUCCGCAAGCUGGAUCCGGAACUGCACCUGGAUAUCAAAGUGCUGCAGAGUGCCCUGGCAGCCAUCCGACAUGCCCGCUGGUUUGAGGAGAAUGCCUCUCAGUCUACGGUGAAGGUCUUGAUCCGCUUGCUGAAGGACCUCAGGAUGCGGUUCCCAGGCUUUGAGCCCCUGACUCCUUGGAUUCUUGACUUGCUCGGACACUACGCUGUGAUGAACAACCCCAGCCGGCAGCCCCUGGCUCUCAACGUUGCAUACAGGCGCUGCCUUCAGAUCCUGGCAGCCGGGCUCUUCCUUCCUGGGUCCGUGGGCAUCACCGAUCCCUGUGAGAGCGGGAACUUCCGCGUCCACACAGUUAUGACCCUGGAACAGCAGGACAUGGUUUGCUACACCGCUCAAACCCUGGUCCGCAUUCUCUCGCACGGCGGGUACCGCAAGAUCCUUGGGCAGGAAGGAGACGCCAGCUACCUGGCUACAGAAAUGUCGACCUGGGAAGGGGUGAUCGUGACCCCGUCGGAGAAGGCUUACGAGAAGCCGCCAGAGAAGAAAGAAGGGGAAGAGGAGGAGGAGAACCAGGAAGAGACGCCUGCGGCCGAGGAGGAGGAGAACAUGGAGACUCAGGAGUGACCUCCCAGUCAGAUGCAGCCUGCCUCCAAACCCGGUGGGCGAGCCAGCUGAAGAGGUUGUAGUACAGGACCAAGCCGGAGUCCUUCCUGUCCGGUUAUUUCAAGUCGUCUUGGUUUUUAUAGUUCUUCCCAUUAAAAAUGCCUUUCCCCCUCCCGUUUAA